This is a messenger RNA of Osmerus eperlanus (European smelt), 2947 nucleotides long. Its product is annotated as mitochondrial intermediate peptidase-like. Gene Ontology annotation, biological process: peptide metabolic process. NCBI's taxonomy places the organism in Eukaryota, Metazoa, Chordata, Actinopteri, Osmeriformes, Osmeridae. Gene Ontology annotation, molecular function: metalloendopeptidase activity. Gene Ontology annotation, cellular component: mitochondrion. Bases 414 to 2519 code for a protein of 701 amino acids. The record is from RefSeq and is a predicted model, not a curated record. The transcript has 19 exons.
AAAAGUGUAGUAUUUUUGAACAACGUAUUGCACUUCUGUGAAUGCGAAUGUGUGUGUCGGUGUCACAAGUUAACUAUCCGCAAAUUGACAGCGGACAUGUGGACGCUAGCUCUAGCUAGCUCAGUAUGUAAAUAGGAACUAUGUAUAUGUGGAAAUAACGUGUUCAAUAACGCAAAGUGGUCUUUUCUAAUGUUAAGUAUUUUACGGAUUCAAAACUUUAAUUGAACUACUUUCCAACUUGAACAGCCUAACGUAGCUAGAAUAUAACUUGGCUAGCUUAGCUAGCUAAUAGGGUUUGGUGCGUCCUUUUUUGCAAACACUCAUCCCUGUUUAACAGCAGACAUUAGCUACCCCAGGCAAUUUGCCAUAACCAACGUUACAUAUUCUAGUCAGAUUGAAUAUCAAAUUGAACCAUGUUGGCUUGUAAAAGAUUACUGUGCAUUUUAAAGCACAGACAAAUAUGGACGUCGGUCAUGUGGAGAAAUGUCACGAACUGGUCACCAGUGGGAUCUGCCUUCAAUACUAGACCUCACAAAAGAUUUGAGUUGUUUGAGAAAAAUGUGGGUUUGUUUGGAAUGCCAGAGCUGACGUCCCCAGCUGGCUUUGAGAUCGCCACAAAGAGGGUCCUGGAGGAGACAGAUCGACUGGUCAACCAGACCUGCAACAGUCUUCCUGGACCUGAGACUGUGGAAUAUUUUGAUCAACUUUCAGAUGGCUUGUGUAAAGUGGCAGACCUGGCUGACUUUGUAAAAGUGUCCCAUCCAGAUCAAUCCUACCGUGAGGCAGCAGAGAAGACCUGUAUGGAAAUUGGCACUGUAGUAGAAAAGCUGAACACUAACGUUGAACUUUGCAAUAGUCUAAAGAAUUUGUUGAAGGACCCGGAGGUCUCGUCUAAACUGGACCCAGAUACAAGGACAGUUGCAGAAUUGUUCAUGUUUGACUUUGAGAUCAGUGGAAUUCACCUGGAUGAGAAACUGAGAAAAGAGGCAGUAGCUCUUCAUGUCAAGCUCCUGGAUCUGAACCAUGAAUUUCUGACUGGUUCUCACUUGCCAAACAGAAUAGCAAAGUCAGCCAUACCAGAGAACCUUCACCGUCACUUCGCUAAAGAGGGGACUUUUAUUCAGAUUGGGGGGCUUCAUGCUGAUUCCCCUGAUGACAUGGUGCGAGAGAUCGCCUAUAGAAUCUUCCUCUACCCUAAUGCAGUUUUGAUGGAGUGUUUAGAGGAACUGCUGAAAUACAGAAACAAACUGGCCAAGCUAUUGGGCUAUGAAACGUACGCACACAGGGCCUUGAAAGGUACCAUGGCAAAGACCCCAGAGAACGUGAUGACGUUUCUACAGUUGCUAACAGAAAAACUUUCUGAGAGAACAGCCAAAGACUUGGACAUGAUGAAAGGCAUGAAGACUAAACUCAACCCUCGUAAUGCAGAGCUAAUGCCAUGGGACCACCCAUACUUCAGCAGUGUUUUGCGUGCCGAAAGGUUCAACAUUGAGCCCAGCCUGUACAGCCCCUACUUCUCCUUGGGGGCCUGCAUGGAGGGUCUGAACAACCUCUUCACUCAGCUGUACGGGGUCUCCCUCAUGUCGGAACCCCCCAAAGCAGGGGAGGUGUGGUGCGAGGACGUCCGCAAGCUGGCUGUGGUCCACGAGACAGAGGGGCUGAUGGGAUAUAUCUACUGUGACUUCCUUCACCGAGCAGAUAAACCUCAUCAGGACUGUCACUUCACCAUCCGUGGCGGGCGGAGGUGCCGGGAGAGUGGUCAGUACCAGCUGCCCGUGGUGGUGCUGAUGCUGAGCCUGCCCCACCCCACCAAGAGCGCCCCCACCCUGCUCACCCCGGGCAUGAUGGAGAACCUGUUCCACGAGAUGGGCCACGCCAUGCACUCCAUGCUGGGGAGAACACGCUACCAGCACGUCACGGGAACCCGAUGUGCCACUGACUUUGCAGAGGUGCCCUCUAUUCUCAUGGAGUACUUUGCCACCGACUACCGCGUUGUGAGCCAGUUCGCCCGCCAUUAUAAAACGGGACAGCCUCUGCCUCAGACCAUGGUGACCCGUCUGUGUGAAUCCAAAAAAGUAUGUGGCGCUGCCGAUACCCAACUACAGGUUUUCUAUUCUGCCUUGGACCAGAUUUACCACGGCAAUCCUCAAAACAGGUCAACAAUCGAUCUCCUAAAGGACAUGCAACAGAAAUUCUAUGGCCUGCCUUAUAUCCCAAACACGGCGUGGCAGCUGAGAUUCAGCCAUCUGAUUGGCUACGGAGCCAAGUACUACUCUUACCUCAUGUCGCGGGCGGUGGCCUCCAUGCUGUGGAAGCAUUGUUUUGUCCAAGAUCCUCUUAACAGGGACAUGGGAGAGCGCUACCGCAGAGAGAUGCUGGCUCAUGGGGGUGCCAAGGAGCCCAUGCUGAUGGUAGAGGGGAUGCUGCAGAAGAGGCCGACAGUGGAGGACUUUGUGGACGCCCUGGUGUCUGAGCUCAACCCUGACUUUGAGACCUUCAUCAUGGACUCUGAGGGCUGACACAAUUCCGUCCGGGUAGAGAACGUCUUGGGAAAAGAACUACAUAUCCCACGAGGCAAUCGAAGGCCGGUGUCCCUCCAGGUAGAACACAGGGAGGACACUGAUACUUGUCAAACGGCACUUUAUUGUUGUUGAAUGUCACUGAAGUCUCAAUUUAAAAUAUGUUUCUUUCCUGCAUAUACAUCCAUAUGAACUACUGUGGUACUAUGAAUUACAGAGGACAUGUGGUUCAUAAAACUUUCAGCCAAUUAUACAGUACUACAAAUAUUACAGUAUUAUGAAUGACUAUCAUAAAAGUGCAGUGUAAUGUACUGGAUUUCUAGAAUUUACUAUCCUGUAAAGCAGAAUAUUGCUUUGUUGUGGUUAUGUGAUUUUCUCCAUACUUUUCUUAAUAAAAAUGAAUCGACAAUCUGACUAAAUUCCUCCAA